Molecule: messenger RNA, 1498 nt
Organism: Rubroshorea leprosula
Lineage: Eukaryota; Viridiplantae; Streptophyta; Magnoliopsida; Malvales; Dipterocarpaceae
Source: the annotation of a GenBank genome assembly
AAUUUGGUAGGGGUUGAUUAAUGCAAGACAAACAGUUUUCCCCGAGGCUAGGCAUAGAUUGUGUGCCAGGCAUUUAUAUGCCAAUUGGCAAAAAAUUUUCAGAGGGAAACUAUUAAAGAAAAGAUUCUGGAUUGCUGCAAGGUCAACAUAUGAAGGUCAAUUCAACAAAAACAUGGAGGAGAUCAGAAAUUUAUCCAUGGAAGGACAUGAUGCCUUAAAAUCAAUCCCACCAGAGCUGUGGUGCAAGGCAUUCUUUGACACAUCAUGUAAAUGUGAUGCCGUGGAUAACAACAUGAAUGAGACCUUCAACAAUUGGAUAAUGGAUGCCAGGUAUAUGCCAAUCAUCCAACUGUUAGAAUAUAUACGGGUUAAGGUGAUGGUUAGGAUGGCUAAGAACAGAGAAGAAAUCAGCAAAUGGAGAGGAGAUAUAGCACCCAGAAUUAGGAAGAAAUUAGAAGCACAUAAGAUUGAAGCUGCCAAAUGCAGAUGUGAAUGGAAUGGCAGGACCCAGUAUGAUGUUUGGCAUUGGAAAGAAAAAUUUGUUGUGGAUUUGAUUGGGAAAAAUUGUAGUUGUAGAGCAUGGGAUUUAACAGGAAUUCCAUGUCCUCAUGCAUUGUCUGCGAUAGGUUUAGGUAACUUUGAUCUGGAUGAAUUUGUAUCAAUUUGGUACAAAAGGGUUAAGUAUGAACGUGCAUACAAUGUACCAAUCAUGCCUUGUAAUGGUGAGAAAUUCUGGGAAAAUUUUCAUGGGGAGCCAUUAGAACCACUGCCAUUUAAAUGCAAGCAUGGUAGGCCGAAGGUGAAUAGGAGGAAGGGUGAUAAUGAAACCAGAAAAGUGAAGGUGGGACAGCUAGAAAAGAUGACAAAGGAAGGUGGACAAAUCACGUGCUCACUUUGCAAGCAACCUGGACACAACAAGAGGGGAUGCCACAAAAGGCCAACUGAAAGUGAAGGAGCAUCAGCAAGCACUCACCAGCCAAUACCAAGAAAACCUCCAACUUGUGGAUAUUGUAAGCAGCCUGGUCACACCAGGACAACAUGCACUGCUAGAUAUUUUGUUGAUGAAAAUUCUGGUCAAUCUGAUGGACUAGGAAGAAAGAAGAAGCACAGAUUUGGUGAAUACAUUAAUUCACCAGAAUUGAAUCCUCAAGGUCUGCAAGGGGAGACUGCUAUGAGACAUACCCAUCCUAGCCAAUUUCAUAAGGCACAGCCACCUCGGAAAUCAGCCAAGAAGAAGGGAUCAAGUGAAGCUUGAGGAAUGGUUCUUCUUUUUUUCUUUUUUCUUUUUUUUUUUUUGGUUUGAUGCAUGGGAGUAAAGAACUUUGGUUUAAGGUUGCAGAAGGUGUUUUCUGUAGGUAAUAUGUAAAUGCAGUAAAUGCAUGGAAACAAAGUGGCUCACAUGCUCUUGUAUCUACUUUGGUAGGAUCUGUAUUUGGCAAGAAUAUGUAGCAUUUUUUUUUUUUGGUUUGAUGCAUGGGAGUAAAGAACUUUGGUUUAA